This is a messenger RNA of Polyodon spathula (Mississippi paddlefish), 3115 nucleotides long. RefSeq names its product zinc finger FYVE domain-containing protein 21-like. The record is from RefSeq and is a predicted model, not a curated record. Lineage: Eukaryota; Metazoa; Chordata; Actinopteri; Acipenseriformes; Polyodontidae. Gene Ontology annotation, molecular function: metal ion binding. The transcript is spliced from 8 exons. The coding region runs from base 295 to 891 and encodes 198 amino acids.
CAGCCCGAGCGGACUUCGUAUGAUACCGGAGAACGGAGCCUUCAGCAGCCCCUUCUCCCUGGACGAGCCGCAGUGGGUGCCAGAUAAAGAGGUGAGGCCUGCCCCGGAGGGGUUGGGGAGUUUAGUGCAUACCCCGACGCGCAGGCAGCUGGACACGGAUUCUGUCUUUGUAUUUUUGUAGCUGAUGGAGAUGACCCGUCCCUCAAAAAAGAAACCCCAGCCAACAAGAUGAAAUAUGUUCUCUUUUGAUGGAUUCUAUGCAUUUUUUCGUCAUGAUGAAAGUGCCCAAGAUGCAUGCAGUGCGACACAAGGUUUGACUUCCUCACAAGGAAGCAUCACUGUAGGCGCUGUGGGAAGUGUUUCUGUGACAAGUGCUGCAGUAAGAAAGUGCUUCUCCCUCGGAUGUGCUUUGUGGACCCGGUCCGGCAGUGUGCAGAAUGCAGCCUCGUCUCACAGAAGGAGAUGGAGUUCUACGACAAGCAGAUCAAAGUGCUCAUGAAGGGUGCCAAUUUUACGGUGACUUUGGGCACCUCGGAGAAAUCAGAAUCAAUGGUCUGUCGGCUGUCUAACAACCACAGGUACCUCUUUCUCGAUGGAGACAGCCACUUGGAGGUUGAACUCUCCCGUGUCUCGAGUUUUCAGAUCCUAACUGAAGGGUUCACCCCCGGAGAAAAAGAUAUUCACACUUACACCAGCCUGCUGGAGAGUCAAUAUAUUACUGAAGGGGGUAACUCCCGUGCCAGUGGCAUGCUGCUUCAGUAUAAAGCAGUAGGAUCCCAGGAUCUACAGCAACUCAAGCUGAAUGCCAGAGAAGAUAACAAGACUGCCUCAGCAUGGCUAGCAGCAAUGCAUAAGGCUGCAAAGCUUGUGUAUGAAUCGCGGGACCAAUGACAGUUGAGAUGCGGAUAUAUUGACAUGAAGACAAAGGCCUUCAAGUAUUACAUUGUUUCUAGUCUGACACGUAUUUUGAAAAUGCCUCCUAUUUGCUUUUCUUCCCCCCUCUUGUUUAUUUACAUAAUUGAUUACUAUUGCAUAUUCUGGGGAUCUAGUGCAAUAUAUACAGUUUAUUAAUGCUUUAAAUGUAGUCUCAAGUUUUCAAUUUUUUUAAAAAUAUAUUUGGUUAAAUAUUACUAUUUUAACACUUCUAUAACAGCAGGAUACAUACCUUUUAUGCCUAUGCGUUGUUUGUAGCACUUCUGUAAACUUCUUUUCCUACAUGAUAAAGCACACAUUUGAUAGUUUUUUGUUAUUGAUUAAUGUAACUCAAAGAAAAUAUUGCACUGCUAAUAACUUUAUACAGAUUAAUUAGAAUACAGUUAUUUCCCUGAAAUGGUAGGGAAAGAGAACACCAUGCAAUACAGUAAAAUCAAUAUUUGUAUACAUCCUAUGAAUAUGUAAGGUUCAGUCGUGUACUAAACAUUGGACCUAAAGCUUUUGCUGGAAAUUCAUUCAAAUGAGUACGACUUUUUCGCCUGCAUUGUUUGUAAUCGUUAAUCUCAUUUGUCUUCCUAGUUUCCCCAACUUCAGUCUAAAAUGAGUGUGUUUACCAAGUUCUGAGUUCUAAAUUAUUUGGACAAGGGAAGGGGGGCAUGGUUAAAGAGGUUUGCCAGUUAUGUGGCUUGAGUGAAUUGUUUAAUGGUUCCUAAUCGUGAUCAUUAGAGACUGUAAAUAGAUCUGCUUCACCUGUACAAAUGGAGAGCUGUUUUUAUUGUGUGUACAUCUUUCUUUAAUAAAAAUUAAAAAAAAAAAAUUAAUGUCUACAUUUUUAAGUCUUGUGGUGCAGGCACAUUUUUAGUUAUGCUCUAGGAAACACAAAUUAGUUAAACUCCUUUAAGUUAUUCAUCUCAGUUCUGACUACUGUUAUGGUUAAAUGUUAACCAGUGUGUGGGUUUACUUUGUCCUGGUAGAUUUAAAAUACAAACAAUGCAAUCCCAACAUUCAUGCCACGGCAUUGCUUUAUUGUGAACGUUUACAUUACAUGUUGCUUAAGUAGUGUAUCUGUAUACUAUACAGAAACUGCAGUUCAGUUACAUAUUCAUACAGCAGAGCCACUGUCAAACACCUCUUCACUUCUGAUACUCGUCACAAUAUUUACAUUUAUACUCCACAGUGGCUAAGCUGUUUACAGCACUGCUCUGAGUGGGUAAAAAUUACACAAGACUUUAAAACAUGAAAAAGCAAGUCAGAGGCUGUCACAUAACACAGAAAUCUGUAAAAUGCAUUUGUAUAGCUCAUAUGGAAAAAUAUCCAUGAAACAGUCUUUUAUAUAAAAGCAUGAGUAAUUUGCUGUGUACUGAAGUGCUCUAUUCUCUUGCACAAAACUGUUAUUGCAUCAAUCUCCUGACACUGAUAUUACUAGGGAACACAGGGACUGACCUCUGUAGAAACCAUUCUACAUUCUCAUUCUUCCCUCUGACAUCCCUUUCUCUUCAAAGGACCUAGUCCUCCCAAUAAAUAAACAGCACCCAAACUUCAUGUCUGGUAAAGAAAAUUAUUCCUCUUCAUAUUCUUUUUAAACAUAUUUUUUUGUUUUUCUUUUAAAUCCAGCUUUAAUACAAAUUCCAAUCACUCAUCGAUUUUCUACCAUCCUCAAGAUCACCCAAUCAAACAUGCAUCGAUUCAUUCUUUCCUGCCUUUGCUGUAGCUUACCCAGAGAUAAGAAAGACUCCAUGUCUUGCAUUAGCAAGUCAAUCCUCCAAGGUACUUGGCUUCAGAACAUUACAUUUUGAGACUAAUGAGUCGUGUUUAACGUGCGUACUUGGCUCUACACUGAAACUAUUAAAUAGCAAUACUGUGUUAAGACUACCUUACCCCUCUUUUUUUAAGUCACAAAAGCCCUCAACUUCACCUGCAAAGCCCUGUUUCUUUUACCCCAAUCAGGGCAGUCUCUGUGUUCCUUUGAGAGAAUCUCGGCAGUAUUUAAAAGCAGAAUUCUGUCAUUUUGGGGUUUCAGUAAAACAGCACUGAAACCAGGCAGACAUCUAAUGCAGCAGAACAAACAACUCUUCAACAUCUGGCAUGCCUAAUGCUGAAGCACUGCUUCAACUGAACAGAUAUAUAUAUAUAUAUAUAUAUAUAUAUAUAUAUAUAUAUAUAUAUAGAACUAUAUAUAUAU